CGGCCUGGAGAUGUGCAGAAGUUGGUCUCAUUAGAUAGUAGAUAAACUUAUCAAUUGUGUCUGAACUGGACUGAUCUCAUCCGACAUUUUCACCCAUUGUAAGUGCCGGUGCCAGGGUCCAACUAGAACGAAAUUAUGGCAACUCGUGUCGGUCAAAUCCUUUUUGCCAGAACUCUGCAAGCUGGCAGAAAUCCGCAACAAUUUGCUACCAAUAUUAGAUACUAUUGCUGUCAUGUUAAAAGUUAUGAUAUGAUCAAGGUAGAGACAACAGGAGAGAAAAAGAAUAUUGGUUUAAUCACCUUAAACAGACCAAAAGCACUGAAUGCCCUAUGCGAUGGCUUGAUGUCUGAAGUCAACCAUGCUGUUUCUAAGUUUGACAAAGAUGAUAGUAUUGGUGCCAUUGUUAUUACUGGCAAUGAAAAAGCCUUUGCUGCAGGUGCUGAUAUUAAGGAGAUGCAGAACAAUACUUACUCUCAAACAGUUAGGGGUAAUUUUCUGACCAGCUGGGAUGCAGUUAGCAAGACUUCGAAGCCUGUGAUUGCUGCUGUUAAUGGCUAUGCUCUAGGUGGUGGUUGUGAACUGGCUAUGAUGUGUGACAUUAUUUAUGCUGGUGACAAAGCCAAAUUUGGACAACCAGAAAUUGCUAUUGGCACAAUUCCUGGUGCUGGUGGCACUCAAAGAUUGACCAGAGCCAUUGGCAAGAGCAAAGCAAUGGAAAUGGUGCUCACUGGCAACUUUAUCACUGCAGAGGAGGCAGAAAAGAGUGGACUCGUCAGCAAAGUUGUUCCAGCUGACAAAUUAUUAGCAGAGACGGUAAAAUUAGGAGAAAAAAUUGCCUCUCAUUCUCAAUUGAUUGUUGCCAUGGCUAAAGAAUCUGUUAAUACAGCUUACGAAACAACCUUGCAAGAAGGUCUCCACUUCGAAAAACGUAUGUUCCAUGGUACUUUUGCAACAGCUGACAGGAAAGAGGGCAUGACAGCGUUCAUUGAGAAGAGAACACCCAAUUUCAAGAAUGAAUAAAUUGUUAUCUUUGAUUUGAGUAUAAUCCUAUUUUUUUACAGAUUUUUGUACUUUCGGAUAUAUCUAAGAUGUACAUUCGUUAUUUUAUAUAAAUCUAUACAAAGUUAAAAUGAA
This is a messenger RNA of Megalopta genalis, 1134 nucleotides long. It is a transcript of the gene Echs1, whose product is annotated as Enoyl-CoA hydratase, short chain 1. The record is from RefSeq and is a predicted model, not a curated record. NCBI's taxonomy places the organism in Eukaryota, Metazoa, Arthropoda, Insecta, Hymenoptera, Halictidae. Gene Ontology annotation, molecular function: catalytic activity. Gene Ontology annotation, cellular component: mitochondrion. Gene Ontology annotation, biological process: fatty acid beta-oxidation.